AUGUUCCACACUCCUCCAAUCAAUGAGCGGAGCUUUGACGGAGUCCAGGCGAUCAAGGACUCAAACCAGGGCUCUGUUGAAGGGUCUUCUCAUGAGCCAUCGAUCUCGUCUGGAAACGGCGCGACGUCACUCACAAAAGAAGAGAUAGCUUUGGAACUAGAUCAAAUAGUGGAAGUGCCGCUAGAACUAGCCCGUCUAGAAGAUAAUUUCGUGGACGAUCUAAAACAACCGAAAUAUCUGAAGCCCCUAAGUGUGGUGCAAUUAUCUGGCUUAUUUCAGAGUUUCUACUCCAGGUUCGACAAAGCUGCUUUCCAGUAUCUCACUAGGGCUCCUGAAGUGGGAAAUAGCACGACUUUCUUAAAUGCACGCGAAACUUUGAGCAGCGGCAUCAGUGGGAUUUUCAAUCGCAGUAGAAGCAGCAGUGACACGGCUCGGAAAAGAUCAUCAUCGCUAUUCAGCACCGAUUCCACGGGUGGAAUCCAGCCGCUUCUGACACCUGAAGAAAUCAACAAACACCUACGCUUAACCGAACUGAAUAAUCGCAGAAUCGAGAAACUACUGGAACUGUGCGAGCACGAUGUGUUUCAAAAAAUAUUAGAGGUGGGGACGUCAGUGCCCAGCAGUACCACUACAAGACGCGAGAAGCCAUCACGAAAUUUGAAAGCUACAAAUCUGUUUAAAAACAGCCCAGAAUUCAUGGAUUUUGAUAGAUUGAUGUGGGAGAAAACGUUGUUGCUGUCAAACAUGGCCAAAUGUGGGAAACUGGAUCUCAUCGAGUUUCUAUCCGUACCUCAAAGAGGGCUGGACAAUGGGAAACUGGCAUCGCAUUUGGAUAGUAUGGUGUAUGGGCCACUGGCACCAUAUGAAAAGCUUUUGAACGUUAUACGAUUGCACGACGAAAUGACAAUGUCUCUGGGCCAUUUGAGCAACGAUGACUUCCUUUCCACACUCAUUUAUUUGAUCAUCCAGUUUCCUGUGAAGCACAUGUUCAUAAACCUGCAGUUUAUCAAGCUUUUCCGCUACAACAAGAAAUUGGUAGAAAAGGACUUAUAUGCCCUCACCAACUUGGAUGCAGCACUGACAUUUUUGCAGGGACUCACAUUGUCAUCUCUUCCCUUUGAAACUCAAGAGCAAUUGACGAGAGCUGAGGAGGCGUGCUUGCAACUUCCGAUAUGUGAGAAAAUUGUAUUGCCAGAAACACAGGUAUCUGUUAGUGGCAUGCCACCAAAUUUCUCCGGUCUACCAAGAUCUAACUCUUACAAGGAAUUUGAAGGUCUCAAAACGGCCUUCGACUCCUCUUUACGCAACAUUUUCGGCAAAAUUCGGUCCUAUACACCCCCUGCCGGCACAUCAGUCACCACCCUCACACCAGACAAACCUUUGAAUGGCGUUUCGACCUUGCCAGCUCCGUCUGAAAUUGAGUCGGUUAAAAAACUCACUACAAUUCCGGAUUCAUGGCGAGUUCUGGGAAGCCGCGACUUUGAGGACUUGAAGAUGUGCGAACUCAGACAAGUCUUCGAAAACUACCGGAGACUGUUAGAUGCAUCAAAUAGCUAG
Molecule: messenger RNA, 1557 nt
Organism: Lachancea meyersii CBS 8951
Lineage: Eukaryota; Fungi; Ascomycota; Saccharomycetes; Saccharomycetales; Saccharomycetaceae
Source: the annotation of a GenBank genome assembly